AUGUAUACGCUCCCUCUCUCGGUAGCAUUGCUCGCCAUUGCGCUGCCGGCGCUCGGAGGCCGCUCUCCCUCUCUUGUCGCCCGCGCGAGCAGUUGCACGCUCGCUGCCGCCGGCUCUGGCAAAGACGACGCGCCCGCCUUCCUCGCCGCUGUCAAGAGCUGUGACACCACCAUCGUCCCGAAGGGCGUUACCUUGAACAUCUCCUCGCCAUUGGACAUGACCGGCAUCAACAACAAGCACAUCAACAUCCAGGGAAAGAUUUCGUUCAAUCCCGACCUCGGUUACUGGACCGGACACGCGUUUUACGUCCCGUUCCAAGCACAGCUGGCGUUCUGGCUCCUCGGAGGCAACCAUAUCCUCCUUGACGGCGGCGGAACUCUCGAUGGCCAAGGUCAGGCCUGGUACGACGCAUUCGCCAGCAAUAGUUCGCUUGGCCGGCCUAUCAUCCUCACCGUCUCCAACGCGAGCGACGUGACGGUGCAGAACAUCGCCAUGGUCAACGCGCCCGAGUGGUUCAACCUCGUGAACGAAGCCAAAGGCGUUGUAUUCGACAAUGUCACGCUCAGCGCCGUGUCCACGUCCAAGAACGCCGCGAAGAACACGGAUGGUUGGGACAUCUACCGGAGCGACAAUGUGACGAUCAAAAACUCGAACAUCAACAACGGCGACGACUGUGUCUCCUUCAAGCCGAAUACUACCAACGUGCUCGUUUCCAAUCUGCAAUGUAACGGCUCUCAUGGAAUUUCGGUCGGUUCUCUCGGCCAAUACGCCGGCGUCUACGAUAUAGUCGAGAACGUCCUCGCCACCGACAUCAAGAUGUCCAACGCGCAGAACGGCGCGCGUAUCAAGGCCUGGGCCGGAAAAGGCGUCGGGAGCGGCAUCGUCAAAAACGUCACCUUUACUAACUUUAUCGAGUCCAACGUCGACAACCCGAUCGUCAUCGACCAGUGCUACGAGACUUCAGCCUCGGACUGCUCCGAGUAUCCGUCCAACACGUAUAUUCAGGACGUCUGGUUCGACAGCAUAUCCGGAACGUCGUCCGGCAAGGAAAAGUCUGUGGUGGGCUCGUUGUCAUGCUCACCCGACGGACGUUGCUCCGACAUCAACGCCAACAACCUCACGCUGUCACCGCCCUCGAAGUACGGAGCGGCGACGUACACCUGCCAGAACGUUAACAUCACAGGGACCUCCGCGGGGCUGUUCCCCGCGUGCUCGACGACAUGA
Molecule: messenger RNA, 1224 nt
Organism: Punctularia strigosozonata HHB-11173 SS5
Lineage: Eukaryota; Fungi; Basidiomycota; Agaricomycetes; Corticiales; Punctulariaceae
Exons: 12
Coding region: 1-1224 (407 amino acids)
Biological process (GO): carbohydrate metabolic process
Molecular function (GO): polygalacturonase activity
Source: RefSeq, a predicted model, not a curated record